AUGGCUGAUCGGCAAACCCUAGAUUCUUCCUCUACUCUCCCCGAUGAUCUCUCUCACUCCCACUCUACUUCUUCUACUUCAUCAGAUCCGUCGCUACUGAGGUCUCUCUCCUCAAGCCGACUCAACGCCGGAGCUCCCGAGUUCGUUCCUGGUCGGACUACUCCUCCGCUGACGCCGCAACAACAACCGUCGCGGAUGAUCAUCCCGCCUCCUCCGCCGCACGGUAUGCUUCACAUGUACCACCACCAACCUCCGUUCAAUGUCCCGGUUCUCGGUCCUGUUCCAAUCCAGCCUCACUUGGUUCCUCACCAUCGCUUUCAUCACCAGAACCGUCAUCAGAACCAGCAGUAUGUCCCGGUGCACCGUAACCACGGCCACCAGGAGUAUCAGCAGCGUGGCGGUGUCGGCGGUGAGCAGCAGGAGCAACCGGAUUUGGUUGUGAAGAAGAGCGAUCGGAGAGAUCAUAAGAGAGAAGCUAAGAUCGAUCAGACGACGGAGACUGGAGCUUCUGUUGCUAUCGAUUCGAAAACUGGUUUGCCGGAGGAUACUAUUCAGAAGAUAGUGAAGCAGGUUGAAUACUAUUUCAGCGACUUGAACUUGGCUACUACAGAUCAUCUGAUCAGAUUCAUUGGCAAGGAUCCCGAAGGAUAUGUGCCAAUACAUGUGGUUGCAUCUUUCAAGAAGGUUAAAGCUGUCGUUAGUGGUAAUUCUCAGCUUGCCGCGGUGCUACAGAACUCAGCAAAGCUUGUUGUUAGUGAAGAUGGAAAGAAAGUGAGACGCAUAAAUCCGAUUACCGAGUCUGCCAUUGAAGAACUCCAGUCUCGGAUAGUGAUUGCUGAGAAUCUACCUGAGGACCAUUGCUAUCAAAACCUGAUGAAGAUUUUCUCAACUGUUGGAAGUGUGAAGAACAUCCGUACCUGCCAGCCACAGAACACUGGGGGUGGUGCUCCACCAGCAGCAAGAUCAGCCAAAAGCGAUGGUACGCUUUUCAGUAACAAGGUCCAUGCUUUUGUCGAGUAUGAGAUGGUUGAGCUAGCCGAGAAAGCUGUUGCCGAACUUAAUGAAGCAGGAAACUGGAGGAACAGUCUUAAGGUUCGGUUUAUGCUAAAACAUCAGACAAAGGAGUCAAAACAGAGUCAAGGACGAGGAAGAAAAGGACAUGAUGCAGAAGUAGAACAUGAGGAAGAUGACGCCACGACAUCGGAGCAGCAGCAGCCGAUUGAGAAACUAUCCGAAGAGUGUUCCGGGGAAUGGGAUACACAUGUGCAAGAGCAGACGACUGGAGAGGAGCAAGGGAAUGAGAAAGGAGUUGGCCAGAGAAAAGGGCGUAACCGAGGUAGAGGAAAGGGACGAGGAAGAGGUCAACCACACCAGAACCAAAACCAAAACCAGAGCCAAAACCAGAACCAGAACCACAACCAGAAUCACAAUGGGCGUGGGAAUCAUCAUCAAUAUCAACAUCAACACCAUCACCAUCAUCAAGUGGGAACACCACCUUCAAACAAUCAAAUGAACAACAAUAUGGAUCAACCAGGGAUGGGGAAGCAGCAACCACCUGGACCACGAAUGCCUGAUGGGACUAGAGGAUUCCCGAUGGGACGUGGAAAGCCGGUCAUUGUUCAGGCAGACUGA
Molecule: messenger RNA, 1632 nt
Organism: Microthlaspi erraticum
Lineage: Eukaryota; Viridiplantae; Streptophyta; Magnoliopsida; Brassicales; Brassicaceae
Source: the annotation of a GenBank genome assembly